AUGUCUUAUUUAGGUACAUCUUCUGGACCCACCACGGCCACCGCGGCCACAGGAAAGGAGCUACUCAAUGAUGUGACUGUGAACAAUCCACCAGAGGAUUCUGUGAGCGAUUUAUCUUUUUCUCCUACACAAGAUAUGUUGGCAGUUGCAAGUUGGGACAAGAAGGUUCGAAUUUACGACAUUGAUCCCUAUAGUGGAAAUAAUCAAGGAAAAGCAAUGUUUGAGCAUGAAGCUCCAGUAUUUUCCGCGCAGUGGUCAAUUGAUGGAACCAGAGUCAUAAGUGGUGGUGCUGAUAAGCAGGUGAAACUCUUUGAUUUGGCCAGUCAACAAGCCCAGCAAAUAGGUGUUCAUGAUGCUCCAGUUAGCUCCGUAAGGUACGUCGAGUGUGGGCCAACUAACGCACAGGUUGUGGUGAGUGGCUCGUGGGAUAAGACUUUGAAAUACUGGGAUAUGAGAGCUCCUCAGCCGGUGUCCACCAUCACUCUUCCUGAGAGAGUAUACUCGAUGGAUACUACGCAAAAACUCUUGGUAGCAGGCUGCGCAGACCGUCACAUCUGUAUUGUUGACCUUAAUAAUCCACAGCAGCUUUUCAAGACGUAUCCAUCUCCAUUGAAAUGGCAGACCAGAAUUAUCAAGUGCUUUCCACAAGCUGAUGGUUUUGCCAUUGGUUCGCUCGAAGGAAGGUGUGCCAUCCAAUACAUAGACGAGGCCAAACAAAAGGAGCUUGGAUUCGUAUUCAAGUGUCAAAGAAAAGUUACCAACCCGCCCGGAACCCUUGGGCUGCGCACCAACAGUAACAGUGAAUCCGAUAUCUAUGCUGUCAACGCCGUUCAGUUCCAUCCUAUUUAUGGUACAUUUUCUACAGCCGGAAGCGAUGGUACUUUCAGUUUCUGGGACAAAGAUGCCCACCAAAAAUUGAAAUCAUUCCCCAAUGUGAACGGUACCAUUUCAUGCACCGGGUUUAACCGAAACGGCUCAAUCUUUGCUUAUGCUGUGAGUUACGACUGGUCCCAGGGACAUAUGGGAAACCGUCCGGAUUACCCUAUUACAAUUAAAUUACAUCCAGUCAAGGACGAAGAGAUCAAGCAAAAGAAGAAGAAGUAG
Meyerozyma guilliermondii ATCC 6260 is the source of this 1104-nucleotide messenger RNA. RefSeq names its product RNA export factor (gene GLE2). Gene Ontology annotation, biological process: transcription-dependent tethering of RNA polymerase II gene DNA at nuclear periphery; RNA export from nucleus. Gene Ontology annotation, cellular component: nuclear pore. NCBI's taxonomy places the organism in Eukaryota, Fungi, Ascomycota, Pichiomycetes, Serinales, Debaryomycetaceae. The record is from RefSeq and is a predicted model, not a curated record. The transcript has a single exon. Gene Ontology annotation, molecular function: RNA binding; ubiquitin binding. The coding region runs from base 1 to 1104 and encodes 367 amino acids.